GAGCUUAGAAUUAUUAUUUGGAAGCAGGCACAGAGAGAGGAGAGACCAGACAGAGAGACUGGAAAGCAAGCCGGAGGUUAGAAAAGGGGGGCAGAAUAGCGUAAGAUAGACCGUACAGAAUCAAGAAUCUCCACACACACACACAAAUUGCUGUUUUGAUUUUGUUUCUGUGUCUUGUUAGCUUUCUGCUCUUCUUUACCAACUAUUCUUCUCCUUUUUUAUUUAUUCUGUUAUUCUCCCUAUACAACAAGCCCCACCCACCCAGCCUUACUAAUUUCACUUCUUCUGCGUGUUUUCUACGGUCUAUCCAACGCUAAUCUCCUUCCCAUUUACUUCCAUCUUUGUUUCUUGCCUCGUCUCUAUUCACAGUUUGCUUAUCAAGUGGUGUGGCUACGGAACAACGAUAAUUGCUUGCUUCUUACAUCAUGGAUGAUAAUGGUGAUGAAGCUAGUAAUAGUAAUAGGAAGAUAGCAUCAUCCUCUUACUGGCUAGAUGCUUGCGAGGAGGACAUGUGUUGUGAUGAUCUCAUUACUUUUCCUAGUGAUUUUCAUCCUCCCCCUCCACCUGUCUCUUCUUCUUUAGACCAGCAACCAGAAGAUUCCGUUCUCGAUCCUUGCUUCUUUGGUGGCAUAGAUGGGAUUCUUGACAGUAUUAGGAAAGGUGCUGGCUUUACCCCUCCUCCCCCUCAAUCCCAAUUCAACAAUGAAUUGGAGAUGGAGGAGGUGGACAAGUCGUUUCACAGUAAUGAUGAAACCAUCAUACACUUAAAUCACAGCUUCUUACCCGAUGAUAAUGCACUUGCAACAAGCAAGGCACUGCCGGUUAAAUCAACACAUGAAAGUUAUUCUUCUUCUGUACUAAACAAUGACCAUAAUAAAGUUUCUUCAACUCAUCCCCCAGAUGUGAAUUGUGUCAAGUGGCAGACUGAUGAAGCUCACCACCGUUCCUCUGGUAUCAUCCACCGCGCGGACAGAAUUGACAAAAAGCCCCAGCUUCACCAUCAGCAGGAUCACUACCUGGCCAGAAAGAAUAAAAAUAAUAACCACAAUCCUAGAGAGAGGAAAAGGUCCCGUGACUGGGAAGAAUCUGAUAGGAGAGACAGGUCUCGAAUUCGGAGAAGUGAAAGAAACAAUGGAUCUGUUAAUGGCAAAAAGGAUUUUAGGGAGAACAGGGGUUAUUGGGAAAGGGAUCGGUCCAAGGGUUCUGGUGAGAUGGUUUAUCGCCCUGGUUCAUGGGAACCCGAUCAAACAAGAGAGUUUAAGGCGCUCUCAAAUAAAACACAUGACAAUAGUGGAGAAGUCAAGAAAGCUAUAGAGCCCAAAGAGAAAGUUAUAGAGGAGCAUGCCCGCAAGUACCAGUUAGAUGUUCUUCAACAAGCUGAAAAUAGGAAUACUAUAGCUUUUUUGGAAACUGGGGCCGGUAAGACCCUCAUUGCUGUACUACUUAUCAAAAGCCUUUGCAGCCGACUGCAAAAGAUAAACAAGAAAUUUCUUGCAGUAUUUUUGGUUCCCAAGGUUCCUCUGGUUUAUCAGCAAGCUGAGGUCAUUCGUGACCGAACUGGGUACCAAGUUGGUCAUUACUGUGGUGAGAUGGGUCAAGAUUUCUGGGAUGCACGUAGGUGGCAGCAUGAAUUUGAAACAAAACAGGUUUUGGUGAUGACAGCUCAGAUCCUUUUGAAUAUUUUAAGGCACAGCAUAAUAAAGAUGGAGUCUAUUAAUCUCUUGAUUUUGGACGAGUGUCAUCAUGCUGUAAAGAAACAUCCCUAUUCAUUAGUGAUGUCUGAGUUCUACCACACAACACCCAAGAUGAAGAGGCCAUCAGUUUUUGGGAUGACUGCUUCUCCUGUUAAUUUGAAGGGGGUAUCCAGCCAAGAGGAUUGUGCGAUAAAAAUACGUAACCUUGAAACCAAAUUAGAUUCCAUUGUGUGCACCAUAAAAGACCGCAAGGAGCUGGAAAAACAUGUACCGAUGCCUUCAGAAACUGUAGUGCUGUACGACAAAGCAGCAAGUUUGUGCUACCUCCAUGAACAAAUAAAACAAAUGGAAGUAGCAGUUGAACAAGCUGCUCUAUCAAGUUCCAGAAGAAGUAAAUGGCAAUUUAUGGGAGCAAGAGAUGCCGGGGCCAAGGAACAACUUCGCCAAGUUUAUGGCGUCUCUGAAAGAACAGAGAGUGAUGGAGCUGCAAAUUUGAUUCAAAAGCUUAGAGCUAUAAAUUAUGCACUUGGUGAACUCGGGCAGUGGUGUGCUUUUAAGGUCGCACAAUCUUUUUUGACAGCUUUACAAAAUGACGAAAGGGCAAACUACCAACUUGAUGUGAAAUUCCAGGAAACUUAUUUGGACAAAGUCGUCUCUCUGUUGCAGUGCCAGCUAUCAGAGGGUGCUGUACCAGAUAACUUGGAAGAUGCACUUAAAAAUGGAGUGGAUGUAGGUGGCCUUGAUGAGGAGGUAGAAGAAGGAGAGCUUCCUGCAAGUCAUGUUGUCUCUGGUGGGGAGCAUGUAGACGUGAUUAUAGGAGGUGCUGUGGCUGAUGGAAAAGUAACCCCAAAGGUCCAGUCGUUAGUUAAAAUACUUCAUAGAUAUCAGAGCACUGGCGAUUUUCGUGCAAUCAUCUUUGUUGAGCGUGUAGUUACAGCCUUGGUUCUUCCAAAGGUAUUCGCAGAGCUUCCAUCUUUAAGUUUUAUCAGGUCAGCAAGUUUAAUUGGACAUAACAAUAGUCACGAGAUGAGGACUUCACAGAUGCAGGAUACUAUUUCCAAAUUUCGGGAUGGUCGUGUGACAUUGUUAGUUGCCACCAGUGUUGCUGAGGAAGGCCUUGAUAUUCGGCAAUGUAAUGUUGUCAUUCGAUUUGACCUUGCCAAAACGGUUUUGGCGUACAUCCAAUCACGGGGGCGUGCUAGAAAACCCGGAUCAGAUUACAUAUUGAUGGCUGAGAGAGGAAACUUGUCACACGAAGCAUUUCUACGGAAUGCCAGAAACAGUGAGGAGACUUUACGGAAAGAAGCAAUCGAGAGAACUGAUCUCAGUCAUCUCAAAGACAACUCUAGAUUAAUUUCUGCUGACUCCUCCCCAGGUUCAUUCUACCAAGUGGAAUCUACCGGUGCCAUCGUAAGCUUGAAUUCUGCUGUUGGGCUUAUCCAUUUUUACUGCUCCCAACUGCCAAGUGACAGGUACUCAAUACUUCGUCCAGAAUUCAUCAUGGAGCGUCAUGAGAAGCUAGGAGGUCCCCCUGAAUAUUCUUGCAGGCUUCAACUCCCCUGCAAUGCACCAUUUGAAAACCUUGAGGGCCCUAUUUGCAUCUCAAUGCGUGUUGCACAACAGGCCGUUUGCCUGCUUGCUUGCAAGAAGCUCCACGAGAUGGGGGCAUUUACUGAUAUGCUCUUACCCGACAAGGGAAGUGGUGGAGAUGGCGAAAAACCAGAACAAAAUGAUGAAGAUGCUCUUCCUGGAACUGCUAGGCAUAGAGAAUUCUACCCUGAAGGCAUAGCUAAUAUUCUUGAGGGACAAUGGAUCUUAUCCGGCACUGAUGGCCGUUACAGUUCAGAAUUGGUUCACCUUUAUAUGUACGCUUUAAGAUGUUCAAAUGUUGGUUCCUCAAAAGAUAAUCAUAUAACCAAUGUUUCUGAGUUUGCUGUGAUUUUCGGCAAAGAGCUGGAUGCAGAGGUGUUAUCGAUGUCAAUGGAUCUCUUUGUUGCUCGAACCAUGAUAACCAAGGCAUCUCUUGUGUUUCAAGGGCCUAUAGAAAUCACAGAGAACCAGUUGGUAUCUCUGAAGAGCUUUCAUGUAAGACUAAUGAGCAUUGUUCUGGAUGUGGAUGUUGAACCGGCUACCACCCCAUGGGAUUCUGCCAAGGCAUAUCUUUUUGUCCCAUUAUUGAGCAACAAGUGUAGGAAUCUAGGUGAAGAGAUCGACUGGAAUCUAGUAGAACAAAUUGUUAAGACAGAUGCCUGGAACAAUCCCCUUCAGAGAGCUCGGCCAGAUGUUUACCUUGGUACAAAUGAGCGAACACUUGGAGGAGAUCGAAGGGAAUAUGGUUUUGGGAAGUUACGCCAUGGAAUGGCAUUUGGACAGAAAUAUCAUCCCACCUAUGGUAUAAGGGGAGCUGUUGCACAAUUUGAUGUUGUGAAAGCAUCAGGCCUACUUCCUAAUCAAGGUAUUGUUGAAAUGCCAAAUCAUAUGAAUCUCACCAAGGUGAAGUUGAUGAUGGCUGAUUCGUACACCACUCCAGAAGAUCUGGUUGGAAGAAUUGUUACUGCUGCUCAUUCCGGGAAAAGGUUUUAUGUCGAUUCUGUACGUUCUGAUAUGACAGCGGAGAACUCAUUCCCAAGGAAAGAAGGAUAUCUUGGUCCUCUAGAAUACAGCUCAUAUGCUGAUUAUUAUAAGCAAAAGUAUGGAGUUGACUUGAAGUGUAAGCAACAACCUCUGCUAAGAUGUCGAGGUGUUUCAUACUGCAAGAAUCUUCUCUCCCCGCGAUUUGUACAUUCUGAAGCUCAUGAUGGUGAAUCUGAAGAGGCUUUGGACAAAACAUACUAUGUUUACCUCCCUCCCGAGUUAUGUUUCGUACAUCCUCUUCCUGGUUCACUAGUUCGAGGUGCUCAAAGGUUGCCCUCAAUAAUGAGAAGAGUAGAGAGCAUGCUGCUUGCAGUCCAGCUCAAGAAUAUGAUUGGCUAUUCCGUUCCUUCUUUAAAAAUCUUGGAAGCCUUGACUGCAGCUUCUUGUCAGGAGCCUUUUUGCUAUGAAAGAGCAGAGCUACUUGGAGAUGCUUAUCUAAAAUGGGUAGUGAGUCGGUACCUAUUUCUUAAGUACCCCCAAAAGCAUGAAGGCCAGUUAACUAGGAUGAGACAACAGAUGGUGAGUAACAUGGUACUGUACCAAUUUGCAUUAAACAAGGGACUUCAGUCAUAUAUUCAAGCAGAUCGAUUUGCUCCAUCAAGAUGGUCUGCUCCGGGGGUACCGCCCGUGUUUGAUGAGGAUACUAAGGAAGAAGACCUGCCCUUUCCUGAUCAAGAAAGGGUGCUGGAUACAUAUUUAUCAGGAAUAGACUCCUCUAAAGGUAUUUCUGAAGAUGAUGAAAUGGAAGAUGGUGAACUCGAGAGUGAUUUGAGCUCUUACCGAGUUCUCUCUAGCAAAACACUGGCUGAUGUUGUUGAAGCACUAAUCGGAGUCUAUUAUGUUGAAGGUGGGAAGAUUGCUGCAAACCAUCUCAUGAAAUGGGUCGGUAUACAAGUAGAUUUUGAUGUCAAAGAGUUAGAUUUCUCAAGUAAAGUGAGCCAUGUUUCAGAUAGUGUACUUAAGAGUGUAAACUUUGAAGCUUUGGAAGGUGCAUUACAUUUCAAGUUUAAGGACAGAGGCCUGUUAAUCGAAGCUAUUACUCAUGCUUCACGGCCAUCUUCUGGAGUAUCUUGUUAUCAGCGGUUGGAAUUUGUCGGAGAUGCUGUUCUAGAUCAUCUAAUUACAAGGCACUUGUUCUUUACGUAUACAGAUCUCCCACCUGGACGUUUAACCGACUUGCGAGCUGCUGCUGUGAACAAUGAAAACUUUGCUCGUGUUGCAGUCAAACAUAAUCUUCAUGUGCACCUUCGUCACGGUUCAAAUGCGCUUGAAAAGCAGAUACGGGACUUUGUGAAAGAGGUUCAAAAUGAGCUAUUAAAGCAAGGAUUCAACUGUUUCGGCUUAGGUGAUUGCAAAGCACCAAAAGUUCUAGGCGACAUUGUUGAGUCAAUUGCUGGUUCCAUUUUCUUAGAUAGCGGACAUGAUACUGGAGUUGUUUGGCAGGUCUUCAAGCCAUUAUUAGAACCAAUGGUCACUCCAGAAACACUCCCCAUGCAUCCAGUCCGAGAACUGCAAGAAAGGUGCCAGCAACAGGCUGAAGGUCUGGAGUACAAAGCUACUCGAAGUGGAAAUGUAGCAACUGUUGAAGUUUAUAUUGAUGGGGUCCAGGUUGGGGCUGCUCAGAAUCAGCAAAAGAAGAUGGCACAAAAAUUAGCUGCCAGGAAUGCACUUAUCGCACUGAAGGAAAAAGAAACGAUUGAAGCUGACGAGAAAAGAGACGAAGAUGGGAAAAAGGGGAAUGGAAGCCAUACAUUUACUAGGCAGACAUUAAAUGAUAUAUGCUUGCGCAGAAAUUGGCCGAUGCCUUCGUAUCGGUGUGUUAAUGAGGGUGGCCCAGCUCAUGCUAAAAAGUUUACAUUUGCUGUUCGGGUGAACACUUCAGACAGGGGAUGGACUGAUGAAUGUAUAGGAGAGCCCAUGCCAAGUGUCAAGAAAGCGAAAGAUUCAGCUGCUGUUCUUCUCUUGGAACUUUUAAACAAUUGGUAUGCAUAAUUAUGUUUAGUUUCAUUUUUCGAGAAAAGCAAUGUUGCCGCGGAGACAUUUAAAUUUUUUAAAAUAAGUACAAACACAGAGUCAUCUUCAUUUUCCCGAGUGUAUUACAGUAUAUAGAGCUAGUCAUCCUAAAGUUAUGAUGUAAUGACCUGGUCUCAGAAUUGUGGUCUACAAUUAUACUGAGAGAUGAAGUGUCUCUCUCUUGGAUAUAGAGAAAAUAUUGAGAAAACGAGCUUAUUUGUUUAAUGUGCUGAGAAAUUCAUUUUUGAUAA
Daucus carota subsp. sativus is the source of this 6592-nucleotide messenger RNA. RefSeq names its product endoribonuclease Dicer homolog 1. The record is from RefSeq and is a predicted model, not a curated record. Gene Ontology annotation, cellular component: nucleus; cytoplasm. NCBI's taxonomy places the organism in Eukaryota, Viridiplantae, Streptophyta, Magnoliopsida, Apiales, Apiaceae. Gene Ontology annotation, biological process: siRNA processing. Gene Ontology annotation, molecular function: protein binding; ATP binding; ribonuclease III activity. The coding region runs from base 426 to 6320 and encodes 1964 amino acids. The transcript is spliced from 21 exons.